CAUAAACCCACAUCAUGAAAAUUUGAAAGAUCUGUGGCAUCAAAACCUUGUGAUAGUGUUAAUGGCAGAGGAGGAGAGUCCAAGUGUGAUGCCAAAAGUGAUCACUUUCCUCUCCUCCAUGCUGGAAAAGGUAGCUGAAUCAAACGAUCACAACCAGAAGCUUCUUCAGCAGCAGCAGCAGCAGAACAAGAUCUCAGUGUUCCAUGGUUUAACACGACCAAACAUCUCAAUUCAGAACUACCUCGAAAGAAUCUUCAAGUACGCUAAUUGCAGCCCCUCGUGUUUCAUCGUUGCAUAUGUCUACCUCGAUCGUUUCACUCAGAGACAACCCUCUCUCUCCAUCAACUCCUUCAAUGUUCAUAGAUUGUUGAUCACAAGCGUCAUGGUUGCUGCCAAAUUCAUGGAUGACAUGUAUUACAACAAUGCAUACUAUGCAAAAGUCGGAGGAAUAACAAAAACAGAGAUGAAUUUUCUUGAGUUGGAUUUUGUGUUUGGUUUAGGUUUUCACUUGAAUGUGACACCAGGAACCUUCCAAGCCUACUGUGUCCACCUUCAAAGAGAAAUGUUGGUGAUGGAACCUCUGAGUUUUGCAGAUUCGUCCUUAACUUUAGGAAAAUCAUUAAAAACUCACUUCUUGUGCUUCAAUGAAGAUGAAUCUCCUCAUCAAAAGCAACAACAGCUAGCUGUUUGAUUCAUUCCUUGCAUCUAUCACAGUUGUAAAUGUAGUGAAUCUAUCACAGUCUGGCAACUAAACUACUUUUUUUAUUCUAAUUCCUCUUACUUUUUC
Vigna unguiculata (cowpea) is the source of this 787-nucleotide messenger RNA. Its product is annotated as cyclin-U4-1-like. Gene Ontology annotation, molecular function: protein kinase binding. The record is from RefSeq and is a predicted model, not a curated record. Gene Ontology annotation, biological process: regulation of cyclin-dependent protein serine/threonine kinase activity. Lineage: Eukaryota; Viridiplantae; Streptophyta; Magnoliopsida; Fabales; Fabaceae.